AUGGCUUCUUCAUCUCAGCUCAUCAAGACUUAUGAUGUCUUUGUGAGCUUCUGUGGUGAAGACACGCGCAACAGCUUUACUGGUUUUCUCUUUCAAGCUCUCUGCAGAAAAGGCAUCCAUGCCUUCAAAGAUGAUGAUGAUCUCAAGAAAGGCGAAUCCAUUGCCCCUGAGUUGCUACAAGCCAUUCAAGGGUCUCGCCUUUUCCUCACUGUCUUCUCAAAAAACUAUGCUUCCUCUACUUGGUGCUUGCGUGAACUAGCAGAGAUCUGUAACUGCGUUGAAACAUCGCCAAGACGUGUUGUACCUGUAUUUUAUGAUGUUGAUCCUUCAGAGGUGCGAAAACAGAGUGGGUGUUAUGAGAGAGCAUUUGCAGAACACGAAGAAAGAUUCAGAGAAGAUAAAGAAAAGAUGGAGGAAGUGCAGAGAUGGAGAGAAGCUCUCACUCAUGUGGCCAAUCUCUCUGGUUGGGAUAUAAGAAACAAGCAACAAUAUGCAGAAAUUGAACAAAUUGUUCAAAACAUAAUAAAUAUACUGCGUCCCAACUUAUUAAGUCUUCCAAAUCAUAAUCUAGUUGGGAUAGAGUCUCGGAUUGAAGAAUUAGCAAAUGUUCUAUGUUUGGAGUCAGUUGAUGAUGUUCGAGUUGUUGGAAUUAGUGGGAUGGGUGGCAUAGGAAAAACAACUCUUGCUCGCGCUUUAUAUGAAAGAUUCUCUCGUCAAUAUGAUUUUCAUGGUUUUAUUGAUGAUGUAAGCAAAAUUUAUCGGGAUUCAAGUUCAUUAGGUGUACAAAAGCAGUUGCUUUCCCAGUCUCUAAAGGAGAAAAAUGUAGAGAUUUGCAAUGCUUUGGAGGGAACAAGUUUGGUGUGGAGUAGGCUACACAGUACAAAGACAUUUGUUGUUCUUGACAAUGUUGAUGAUGUUGAACAACUGAGAAUGUUUACAGGGAAUAGAUACACUUUGUUGCGUGAAUGUUUGGGUGGAGGGAGCAGAAUCAUCGUAAUUUCCAGGGAUGAGCAUGUAUUGAGGACACAUGGAGUGGAUGAUGUUUAUCAAGUCCGCCCUUUGACUGAAAAAAAUGCUGUCGAGUUGUUUUGUAGACAUGCUUUCAAAGUUAAUUAUAUUUUGAGCGAAUAUGAAAAGUUGGCAAGUGAAUUUCUAUCACAUGCUCAAGGCCAUCCCUUGGCAAUCAAAGUAAUUGGGUCAUCUUUGUUUGGUCGAAACGUAUCACAAUGGAAUGGUGCAUUGGAUAGGCUCAAAGAGAAUAAAAGUAGAAAUAUUAUGGAUGUUUUGCGUAUAAGUUUUGAUCAACUGGAUGAAGGAGACAAAGAAAUAUUUUUGGAUAUUGCUUGCUUCUUCUACAGUGGUUAUGAAGAAGAAUAUGUGAAUGAAGUUGUUGAGAGAUUUAGGCAAGUGUAUUGUACGAGAAAAUCACCUAAGGAGCCUAUAAAGUGGAGUAGGUUGUGGGAUUUCCAAGAUCUCCACAAUGCCUUAUUAGACAAUCAGGCAGCUGAAAACCUUGAAGCUAUCGUUGUUUCAGGCGAUGAGUUCAAUAAGCCUAUUAAAACGACAAUGAUGGCAGAUGGUCUAUCAAAAAUUAAGCACCUUAAGUUGCUUCAACUUCAGUACUUGAACCUCUCCGGAAGUCUCAGUCAUCUUUCGAAUGAAGUAGGGUAUCUUACAUGGAAAGCAUUUCCUUUUGAGUGUUUGCCUCAAAGUUUUCAACCAGAUAAACUGAUUGAGUUAAACCUUAGUGAGAGCAACAUUCAACGACUAUGGACAGGCAGAAAGCCUCUACACAAUUUGAAACGUUUGGAUCUCUCUUUCUCAAAAAAUCUUGUUGAGAUGCCAGAUCUUGGAGACGCCCUAAAUCUCGAAUGGCUAGAUCUUGAAGGAUGCAUACAGCUCAAAAAAAUCAGUCCAUCCAUUGGCCUUCUGAGAAAGCUUGCUGUUUUGAAUUUGAAAAACUGCAUAAACCUAGUAAGCUUACCCAAGAACCUAUUGGGCCUGACUUCUCUUGAAUAUCUCAGUGUCUCUGGGUGUUCAAAACUGUAUAAUAAUCAGUUAUUAGAUGAAGGAUGUAAUGGAGAGCAUUCGAAGAAGCUUUGUUUAGUUGAAGAUGCUUUCCAUUCCGAGACAAAAUCCUCUUUUAUUAAAAAAAUGAUUUCGUGGCCUUUGGAUUUGUUGUAUUCCAGAGCACAGAGAGAGUCAGUUAGCUGUUUAACACCUUCCUCUCCUACUCUGCCUUGUUUGCGUGAACUUCAUCUAAGUUUCAGUAAUUUAGUUCAUAUCCCUGAUGCCAUUGGAAAGUUACAUUGCUUAGAAAAGCUAAAUUUAAAGGGAAACAAUUUUGUUACGCUUCCCAGCCUCAAAGACCUUUUCAGACUCUAUAAUUUAAACAUACAGCAUUGCAAGCGGUUAAAAUAUUUUCCUGAUCUCCCUUCACGAACUGACUUGCCAUCAAACCGUUACUUUCUGUUCUUGCCAUAUUCACCAACUACCAAUUCACGUCCAGCUGAACACGACGAAGUUGUUGGAGGAUUAAACAUUUUCAACUGUCCAGAAUUAGUUGAUAGGGAACGGUGCACUAGCAUGGGUGUUUCAUGGAUGAUACAAAUUGUUCAGGCGAACCACCAAUGCAGAUGUCUUUCAUUUAGUCCAUUCGGUCCAAAUCUUGAGAGUAUUAUCCCUGGAAAUGAAAUACCGAGGUGGUUUAACAAUGAGCAUGUGAGCAUUGACAAUUCAAUAAUCAUCGAUGCAUCUUCUGUAGCGCAGGACAAUUAUUGGAUUGGAGUUGUGUGUUGUGUUAUAUUCCAGAUACGGAAAAUGACUUCUCCAACAACAGCACCACUUUCCGGUGAUAAAAUUCCUGUGGAUGUCAGAAAAGAUCUAGUGAUGGACGAAUCAGAUCACAUGUGGUUAUUCUAUUUCAGUCGGCAAGAGUUCAUUAAUGAAUGCAACGCUAGGAACAUACAUGGUGGCUUGAAAUUGAAAAUUGAAAUAAGGGGCUUGGAAGAUUUUCGUGAUUCAUUGGUAAAUUUGGUGAACAAGGAAGAGAAAGUUUAUCCGGUGAAGGAAUUCUGGCAAACGGAUAAAAAAAAAUUUCGAGGUGAAGUGAAGAAAUAUGGAUACAGUUGGGUAUCUGAACAAGAUCUAGAACUAUCCAAUGCGACAAUGAUGUAUGGUGGAAAUUUGACUACUCGUAAGCGCAAGUUUUUGGCUAUGGAAGAAAACAAGUAG
Sphenostylis stenocarpa is the source of this 3234-nucleotide messenger RNA. Lineage: Eukaryota; Viridiplantae; Streptophyta; Magnoliopsida; Fabales; Fabaceae. The record is from the annotation of a GenBank genome assembly.